Molecule: messenger RNA, 4054 nt
Organism: Spodoptera litura
Lineage: Eukaryota; Metazoa; Arthropoda; Insecta; Lepidoptera; Noctuidae
Source: RefSeq, a predicted model, not a curated record
GCGACAUGGCCGCGCGCGAUUACAGCGUUACGCGCGCUCGUGUUUUCCCUCAAAUCUCACGAAAUACGCCAUAUUGUUUUAUUGUCCACUAUUAUUUAUAAUUAACAAAACAUUUCCUAAACAAACACUGUGAAAAUUCAAAGUUAAAACUUCAAACAUAAACGUAUUAUGUCAAAUGGUAGAUGUCAUCAUUACCAUUAAAACGAUAAUUGUAAUAUUUUAUUUAUCUCGUUUUAUCACGAUCAACGAUUCGUUGUGGACGUGUGUAAUUUGAAAAUCAGAAAUUAUGUUUUGUAAUUAAAUAUACGUGUAUGUACGUGUGUGUGAGUGCUUCUAAAAAUAUUACAUUAAAAAAAACUGUGUUUAACCUGUGUUGUUAAUUUUAGUGCAAUGUUCUAGUGUGUACGUACUUACGUUGAAAAAGAAUGCAUUUAUAAAUUGCCAUUGUUUUAAUAUUAUUAUUUAGCAAAAUGUGUGUGAUUGUGCAGUGAUAUGAAUUAUCCUUUGUGUUUCGGAUUGUAAAAAUGGAUAAACCCUCUUUCAAGCUGGUGGGAGCCCCAUGUGGCCAGCACGGCCAGUACACCUUCUACAAGGCGCUCCGGCUGACAGGACCCUCGGAGAAGAUCAUAGCCAUAGGGGACUUCUUCUUCGUCAAGGUCUGGCAGGAUUCAGAGCUCGUGUCCAUAGGCGAGCUCCAACUGCUAUGGACAGACCGUGUCUCCGACCAGACCCUGGUCAGUCUGCGGCUGUACUUCAUGCCGGAGAACACGCCUGAAGGCAGGGGUCUACAUGGCGAGGACGAGGUGCUAGCCAUCAACGACAAGGUGGUCCUCCGAGCCGAAGACCUCCUGACCUGGAUGUGUGUGGGCACGGAGUGGCGCUGGGGGCUCCGCGCAGUGUGGCGUGGUGCCUGCGCCCCUCCCGCCGACAUGCCGCGCCAUGCUCCCCUGGCACAUAGCAAACUGGACUUCAGCGAUGUUGACAAUGAGAAGAGUACCAUUGAAGUGGACGCCGAAGCUCCAGGAGUGGUGGUCUUCUCCUACCCUCGCUACUGCCGGUACAGGGCUCUCAUAGCUCGGUUAGAGGGCAUCCAGGCGACCUGGCUGAGGGACUCCUUGGUAGCUGCCCUCGGCGGGUAUGCUGCACCCACAAAGAAUACCAGGAUUUUAUAUUGCAAGGACACAUUCGAAUACCCAGAACUGGAAGGUCAUGAGUUUGUCUGCAAUCACCUGGCGCCUCGUCUAAAAGGUCGGCCUCGGGGGCGCCGGCGCCGGGCAACCACGCCUGAUGACAGAGAUCAUGAUCCUACGUCCGAUAGGUCGGACUCUGAUGACCAGAGACCUAACACUGCUUCAGAUCCACCGACCCCUCGUCGCCUGUCCCUCCGAAACGGCGGCGGUCCUCAAAGUGAGGAAGAAGAUGAGGAGUACAGACGAGUGGAACAUAGUCCUGAAGACCUCGCCUUCCUUCACCAGCUCAAGACAUUCUAUAAAAGCCGCUGUGAAACCUUCAAGAAUGAUCGUAGCUUGAAGAAUUGGUCCCUCCGCGCGCUGUACGCGGCCGUGGCGGCCCGCGGCGGGUACGAGGCAGUGUGUCGCCUGCGGCUGUGGAGGGAACUCGCCAGGGAGCAACCCGCGCGGACACGGAGACAUUACGAGAGGUUCCUCCUCCCCUUCGAGAACCACGAGCGAAACAACGGCAUCUCCCUCUCUUACAAACAAAAUGGCCAACUAGACGAACCACACACCAUCGCCACCAUUGACGUCACCGACUCCCCCCUCAGAGACGAUGACGUCAAGAUACUUCGCACCCCUUCCCCCAAAGUGGAACACGACAACAUCGGAAAACAGGACAUAGACUGCGAGACAGGCGAAAUAAAUUCCAAAGACGAUAUAAUAGUCAAAAACGCUGAAGAAUUGAAUCGCGAAUUUCUUGAUUCGUUGCCUAAAGAAGAAAAGUUGGUGAAGAUAUCAGUCAAGCCGGUCGAGAAGUUGAUAGAGCCCUCGGUGAAGGUGUCCGAGGGGGAGGGGCAGAAGGAGGGGAAGGACUUUAGCCAGAACUACUUGAAUGACUUACAGAAAUAUAGUAUGGGGGCGGACAUGUCCCGCGCGGCGCCACUGAACGGUCACGCCGGGCCUGCUCCUACCGACUUGAAGGUAUCCCGUCCAGCAGGCCGUAGUUCCCUGCGCGCCGUCCGAGUCAAACCGACCAGACCUCACACACACGCGCCCGCGCAUACACCGCCAGUUCCCCCGUCGAGUGAGAACAUGUCCGCGGGCGCAGGGCGCGGUCCGAGGACUAACUUCGGUAUACAACACCCACACACUAACUCUGUGCAGGAUGAUGAUAUCGUCGAGGUCCCAUACAAACCGAAGACGCCAGAAAUCAUCGAUUUAGACGAAUACCCGGAGAGUCCCCAAGCUGUGAAGAAGAAGAAACUGGACAUACUCAAGGAAAGGGGCCUAGAGGUCACUGCCCUCCCCCCCUGGCAAGGGGUCGACCCCCACAUGAUGCCCCCUCCCAUCAUACUCAACCCCACUGUACAACAUCAGAUCAUGACGCAAGCACAACUGUUUCAUAUGUACAAUAUUAUACCAAACUACGCCAACGGGGUCCAACCCCCAAAGGUGAUCCAAGCGUCCUCAAUAUUCGGUAACACGGGGCCUGAGAAAACUGUGUACGGGAACCCCAAAGACCCCUUCAUGCCGCCCCCUCAUGUCUUACACGGAGCCCCCGUCAAACCUCUAAGAGCACCCCCCACCCAACCAACCCCCCAAGACAUCCUAGACCUGACUUGCAAAUCCACAAGCCCGUCACCUCCAAAGCCAGCCGUGGAGAUUGUAAGAGUCCCCCCAUCCCCAUCUCCAAACCACACCCCGCAAAAUCUAACGAAAAACUACACUUUGGUCGACGGCAAAGCGGUUGUAGGAUCCAAUUUAGAAAUCACUUUAGUGAAUAAAGCGUCAAGUCCUAGCAAGAACAGACCGCCGCAGAAGCGGUCGAGUAAUGGCAAGUUCAUGUCUGCUAAGACUCCAACGCCACCUAAGGAGAGCUAUCCUAAAUAUACGCCCCCUAGUAGUACAAAGAAAGCAGCCAUCAACAUACCCAGUUACCAAGUCAGGGAUGACUCGCCCACAGGCCAUUCUCACAAUCAGAAUCAUAACUUGGCCCAGCUAACGGAGUUACAGAAGAAUUCAGUUCCAAUGUCGUCUUUUAUGGAGCCCUAUAUGGCCCUCUAUAGUAGCUUGGGGCCUAUGGAUCAGCGCCAGCUCGCGUAUCUAAUGAGUAACCAGCUUCGAUACCCGAGUCUGUUAAAUCUAGGUGUCGCUACCCCUACAACGAAGAAUUGAGUCUAGUCCUAGGUUAACGAGGUGACUUACUGAUAGAUAUUACACUUUAAGUGGCGGCGCGUUAAGGUAUACUUGAUUUUGUACUUUAUUUCUUAAGGGAUUGAGUUCAAUGCGCUUAAUCAUGUUCAGUUCAGUUGCAAUGUCCUACUCCACAUACAUACAUACAUACAUACAUACAUACAUACAUACAUACAUACUUGUAAACAACACUAUAUUCUUUGUUUCCGAGUUUCUCGCCAACAGACGAGCAGUAAGACCGACGUUUUAAGUAUACCUUAACGUGCACACCGACUGGAUAAACAAUUGGCAUUUUUGGGGACAUUUUUGACUUUUUGUAUACGAAUAUUUUUGACUGUUAAUUUACUUUAGGGGGUUGCCGCAACGCUCCAAGUAUUGUAAAGAAUAGUUAUUUCAAAAUCCCCUAUUAGACGAAACUGCCAUUUUUGAUAUAGAGAAAAGACUAAAGUUGACUAAAUAUAUGAUAAACAAGUAAUACAUAAACAUUUGUUACAUGGUUUCAAAUUGUACCAAUCAAGCGCUGUCCAUAAUGGAGGUAGUCGUGGAAACAAUUAGAUUAUAUUGUAUGGUCAUCGAGAUUAAGAGUGUGUACCAAAUAUCAGAUCGAUCUGUCGCCAAGAAGGGGGUGACAUUACAAUUACUACAGACCCAGACAAACACACGGGGCAAGCUAAAUGAAACCGUUU